GACUGGCCCGAUGGACUCGGCGUGCGUCUGGCGCUCGGAGCCCUCCACCACCGCAGUUCGCAUGGCCGGCGGCGUACCAGAGAAGCCCUCGAAGAGAACCGGAGGGGCUUCACGACAAAACGGAUGUGGGACUCGCCUUUGGAGUUCUUGUGCCCGUGGUCCACAAUGAUAGCGUUGUCGAUGUCCAAGUGCACCAUGUGGAGCAAACUUAUCAUGAGGCUGUUCCGCAUAGUCGGCUCCCAGACGGGGAACAGGCAGAUCUGCAUGAUCAGCUUGUCGCUGUG
This is a messenger RNA of Prorocentrum cordatum, 284 nucleotides long. The record is from the annotation of a GenBank genome assembly. NCBI's taxonomy places the organism in Eukaryota, Dinophyceae, Prorocentrales, Prorocentraceae.